AUGGCUAGACUGCCACUGAAAGAGGAGAAGGAGGACAACGACGACGAGGACAACUCCGGCGACGAGCACAAGCAGAUCUGGCUCGAUCCGUACUGCGUUUUUGACCGGUACUUCCGCGAGAAGGAUGACAAGGGCGCCGGGAAGGAACAUAGUUUCUUCAUCGUCCGGUAUGUUAUUGGCAGUGUACAACAACAAUAUUCAGAGAUGAGAUCUCGGCAUUUCCCUGUGUCGACCAUGGCUACGUGGCACCAGGGUGAUGUGAACGAUGUGAGGGGGUGGGACUCGUCCUCACCUGUGCCGUGGCCUCCGCGUGCGCAGCUUCCAUACGUCGUCUCUCCUGCGUGCGGGGAGACGGAGGACCGCCGCCGGGAGAUCUCCUCCUCGCCCGCCCUAUUCGCCUCCGGUACCCUAGGCGCCGCGCCGGACACUGCCUGGGCCCUCGUUCUCUGCCGCGGCGACAUCAGCGCCUCCGACUGCUACGACUGCGUCACCUCCGCCGGUCAGGACCCGGCCACUGCCUGGGCCCUGGCUCUCUACCGCGUCGACGUCAGCGCCUCCGACUGCUACGACUGCGUCACCUCCCCGGGUCAGGACGCGGCCACAGCCUGCAACCGCAGCAGGGACGUUGGCCUCAGCUACGACCAGUGCUACGUCCGCCUAGCCAACCACAACGACUUCCUCGACCCCAACGGCAACUCCGGCGAGGUAAAUCACUUUAGUGAUCUCAAAAUCACAAGCAACGACGUCGACGGCUACAACCGCGCGGUCACCGGCCUUCUGAGCGCCACGGUGCAGUAUGCCGUGGAAAACUCCACCAGGCUGUUCGCCACGGGGCAAUGGGUAGGGCCCGACCCGGGGUUCAGCAAUAUCUACUCGGCGGCGCAGUGCGCGGCGGAUCUGUCGCCGAUGCAGUGCCGAAGCUGCCUCCAGGGCCUUGUGGGCAAGUGGUGGUCCACCUUCUCGCGGGACGUGAUGGCCGCGAGGCUGGCUGGUCCGCGGUGUACCUUGAGGUCCGAAUUGGACCAGUUCUACAAUGGCGACGCGAUGCUCCUGUUGCCGACCAAGGUGGCCGCACCGGCGCCACCAGCUCCAGCACCGACGGCUGCUACUAGAGAGCUUGAAAAUGGAGAAGAAAUUGCUGUGAAGGUCCUUUACAAUAACAUGCCAGAGAUUGAUGAUGUAAAAUUCCAACAUGAGUUCGAAAACCUUAUGAGGCUCGAGCAUCACAACAUUGUAAGGUUAGUUGCCUAUUGCUAUGAAACACAACAUCAACCUAUGCAGUAUAUGGGAAGAACAUUUUUUGCUGAAAGGACAUACAGAGCACUCUGCUUUGAGUAUAUGCAAAAUGGAAGCCUUGAAAAACACCUUUCUGGUAUGAUUUUGCUCCACUUCUUCUUCUCUUUUACUUCAAGGAUAUGAUGCUCUAUUUGCUUUAUUGAUUUAUGUUUCUUACCGCGUGAAUAAAAAUGAUUGUGUAUAUUUGGAUUUCAUUGAUGCGUUAUUUUUAAAUUGUAGAUGAAGGUGAUGGACUUGACUGGCAUACACGUUACUAAAUUAUCAAGGGGGUAUGGAAGGGUUUAAAGCACCUUCAUGAAGGAUUUGAUAAACCAAUUUACCAUUUAGACCUAAAGCCUGGUAAUAUAUUGUUAGACAAGAACAUGGUGCCAAAGCUUGCGGACUUUGGUUUGUCCAAGCUCUUCAGUGAUAAACAAACCAUGAUCACACAAACUCCUAUAGGAACAAUUGGAUACGUGCCGAUGGAAUUCUUACAUGGAAACAUAGUCUCAAACAAGUUUGACAUAUUCAGCUUGGGUGUCGUAAUGAUAAAAAUAAUUGCAGGCCAUGGAGGCCAUUCCAGAAGUGCUGAAAUGCCUCUUUGUGAGUUUUUUGAUUUGGUACAAGAGAAGUGGAGGGAGAGGAUGCUAGAAACAUGUCAAGCUUCGAGGCUACUGGAAGCAUACUGCAAACAAGUUAAUGUAUGCACUAAGAUUGCACUGAGUUGCAUGGAUAUUGAUAGACACAAAAGGCCAAAUAUAGCGGAUAUCAUCAAUCAAUUGAAUGACACCGAAGCUGCAAUUAACAUGGCGUUGUCAUUGAGCAUAAAAACAAGUAGGCCAUGAUUGUGGUCGUCAACAAGCUUGGUCCAAACUUCAUCGUUAAGCUCAAACUCGCCGAGGGCACGAGGAAGCUUGUCACCAUCGACGACCUGUACUGGAGCCUCAAUGUGAGCAAGCAUCUGCUGGCCGGCAUGACCGUAUUCGUCCUGAGCAUUGUUAAGCUCAAACUCGCCUAGGGCACCAGGAAGCUUGUCACCAUCGAUGGCCUGUACUGUGAGCAAGCAUCUGCUGGCCGGCAUGACCGUAUUUGUCCUGAGACCACAACCAGGUUGCUCUGUCAGGGCAAACCAGGACACAGACACACACGAGGUGGACACACAAACACGAUGAAACCCUAAGAACUUCAAAGAACUCGGGGAAGGAGACACUCACACGAACACACUACAUUUUGCGACACAUAAACUUUGUGUAUUUUUCUCCUUUCUUCCUUUUAUUCAACUGAGUAAAAUAUUCUAUCCAUCCUAAAA
This is a messenger RNA of Triticum aestivum (bread wheat), 2584 nucleotides long. RefSeq lists its product as uncharacterized. The coding region runs from base 1 to 1419 and encodes 472 amino acids. Gene Ontology annotation, biological process: protein phosphorylation. Lineage: Eukaryota; Viridiplantae; Streptophyta; Magnoliopsida; Poales; Poaceae. The transcript is spliced from 10 exons. The record is from RefSeq and is a predicted model, not a curated record. Gene Ontology annotation, molecular function: protein kinase activity.